AUGCCAGAAUUACGUCGUUCAGCCAGAGUCGCUGCAAAGCCAGCCUCCGAAUCUUCGGAGCCUCCCCAAAAGAAAGCCAAGCCUGCCCCAAAGAAGGAGCAGAAGCCAAAGACCAAGGAAAUUGAGGAAGGAGACCCAAUUCCUGAUAUCACUCUCUUAGAUGAAGAAGAGAACGAAGUUUCUCUUCCUGAAGCCGCUAAGAAGACAAAGUUCUUGGUUAUCUUUGCUUAUCCCAAGGCAUCCACCCCUGGUUGCACGCGUCAAGUAUGUGGUUUCCAGGCAAACUACGAGUUUUUGAAAAACUCUAACACUACUGUGUUUGGGCUCAGUGCUGAUCAACCUAAAUCGCAAAAGAACUUUGUCACCAAACAAAAAUUAGAGUAUCCCUUGUUGUCCGACCCUUCCAGAAAGUUGAUUGGCGCAUUGGGAGCUAAGAAGUCUCCUACUGGUAUCAAGAGAUCCCAUUGGAUCUUUGUCGAUGGGGUCUUGAAGGUCAAGAAGAUCCAAAUUAGCCCUGAGGUUAGUGUGAAUUCUGCUAAGGCUGACAUUGAGGAAUUCAUCAAGAAUGAAUCUUAA
Molecule: messenger RNA, 576 nt
Organism: Suhomyces tanzawaensis NRRL Y-17324
Lineage: Eukaryota; Fungi; Ascomycota; Pichiomycetes; Serinales; Debaryomycetaceae
Gene: DOT5
Product: thioredoxin peroxidase
Exons: 2
Coding region: 1-576 (191 amino acids)
Biological process (GO): cellular response to oxidative stress; cell redox homeostasis
Cellular component (GO): cytoplasm
Molecular function (GO): thioredoxin peroxidase activity
Source: RefSeq, a predicted model, not a curated record